This is a messenger RNA of Myotis davidii, 657 nucleotides long. It is a transcript of the gene TAC3, whose product is annotated as tachykinin 3. NCBI's taxonomy places the organism in Eukaryota, Metazoa, Chordata, Mammalia, Chiroptera, Vespertilionidae. The transcript is spliced from 7 exons. The record is from RefSeq and is a predicted model, not a curated record. The coding region runs from base 169 to 531 and encodes 120 amino acids. Gene Ontology annotation, biological process: positive regulation of blood pressure; tachykinin receptor signaling pathway.
AGCCGAGCCGAGAUCCUGCCACAUUCCCAGGUCCCCUCCACUCUCCGCUUCUCUCUUCACAGCAGCAGCAGCAGCAGCAGCACCAGCUUUGUGGGGAGCAGGGCAGUAAUCCCGCCAGCUCCCCGAUUCCACCAUCCAGCUGUAGGCUCCACGCGGAUCCACAGCACCAUGCGGAGCGCCCUGCUGUUGGCAGCCUGCCUGGCCCUCUGCCUGGUUCUUGGGGCCGUCUGCAAGGAGCCACAGGAGCAGGUGGUACCCAGGACGGACCACAAGAAGAUCCCGAGUCUCGGACCCCUGCUCAAUGCGAUCACUAGCCACAACCCGUUCUCCGUGGUGAACGAAUUGAUCAAAAUUCUGAGCCAGGCUCGCAAGGACCCGAAGAAACGGUCCUUCCUCCAGAAACGUGACAUGCACGACUUCUUCGUGGGACUCAUGGGCAAGAGGAAUACCCAGCCAGGCACGCCUGCCCAUGUGAACCAAGAGGGCGCCCCUCGCUCCGGCAGCCUCCAGUACCCGUCCCAGGUGGAAUGAGAUGCCCCUGCCCUUCUCCCUCCUCUGCUCCCCCAGCAGGUGGUUGGUGGGAGUGUUUCCAGACAGAAGAUGUGAUUUCCCUUUUUGGUCCUCGGCACUCCAUCUCUGUCCUCCUGGCUGCACCAG